Nezara viridula (southern green stink bug) is the source of this 10839-nucleotide messenger RNA. Lineage: Eukaryota; Metazoa; Arthropoda; Insecta; Hemiptera; Pentatomidae. The record is from the annotation of a GenBank genome assembly.
UCCGAAACUAUACAGAAUAACUUACUUUUUCGCAAUUUUCGAUAUUACAUAGCUCUUAAUCUGUAUAUGAGACAACAUCCAUGUGUAUACUUUGAUUUGCAUAAUAUACAUAUGUAUACAGAUUAAGAGCUAUGUAAUAACGAAAAUUGCGAAAAGUAAGUUAUUCUGUAUAAUUUCGUAGUUUAAUCAUUAAAUUAUAAUUGCUCUAGUCUUUGAAUGGUUGAAGACGAGAUAGUAAAGUAGUAUAUAUUUUUAAAGAAAACUUAAUAUUAAACAACUUACUUCCUUAUGACUUUUUCGUAAAAUGAAAAGAUAAACAGUUGGCGAUUAAAAUAAUGAUAAAAAUGCGAUGCCAAAAUUGGUUAUCGAAAUUAGUGAAUAACGAGGGAUAUCACGGAAACUAUAGAAUAUAGCGAAAAAUUUAAUAUAAUAAUUUCUAUUGAAAAUUUUGUCAGCUUUAAUUACACAUAUCACCUUAUUACAGAUACAACGCAUAGUUUCACUGAUAUAAACGAAAAUAGUAAACUUUUUGAAUCGUAAAUUCAAUUUUUCGACUUGAAAUUCAUGGAUAUGGGUUAACUGACUAGUAUUGUCAUGUUGUAAGACUGUAAAUACCAUAAAUUGAAAGGAUUGGUUGCUUUAUGUAUCUAUAAGCUCUCUCUAUAUACACGCUUAAAAUCUAUGUAGGGUCACAUGACCGCCAUUUUGAAUUCCAGCGGCUAUAUGCUGGCAGACGUGCAUUUUUCUCUUCAGGCCUGUGGAUAUGGUCAAUUUAUAAGGACCUUACUAUGAAAUAUGGCACCUUUUUUUGCCACGGCAUCAGGGCUAUAACUAUGCUCGAACGUGAGUUUUAUACCUGAUGAAGUGUUGAAAUCAAUAUUUGAAAAAAAUAAAUAAUCACGGACAUUAAAUAAUUUGUAUUGCUUUCAUUAAAUAUACAGUUUUUAAUAAAUAAAUGAUUGUAAAAGAGAAUGGAUAUUGAAGGAACUAACCUUUACACCAGGAUGGUGUAAGAAGUUAUGAGUCAAGAUGGCUGUGACAGCUGUCCCAAUUUAUGAAUGGUAUUAAUUCAUCUUUAUCUUUAUAAAAAAAUAGUGUAUCUGAUAACCAUGAACAUAUGAAUGACAAGGUUUCAAAUUGAUAGAUCAUCUAAUAUCUGAACAUGACAUGGCUAAAAACUGUAUCUGUGACAGACUUGGAAGUUCGAUUGAAGAACUCGAAAAGGCAAUUACAAUACAAAUUAUUGUAUAAACGGGACGUACGGUACAGUAAAACUCAAAACUCGAGUUAGGUUUGUGCAUUUUAUUCUUCGUUAGUCCAUUAAAAGUUUUAUUUUCCAUAGUACUCGUUAACAUUUAAUAUUACGUGUAACGGUCAAAAAGUUUUCAUGUAAGUCAAUAUAUCAUUAAAAAUAUUCUGUCUAGCAACGCUACCCCAAAUAAAGUCGAGAUGAUUAAAAUUAUUCAAUUCUAUUUUUUUUCUAAUUAAAUUGCCCUUAAUACUAUUUUCUAAUACAUCAGCCAAUGCUUCUACAUCCUCCAUGGUUGACAACCAAUCUUCUUUACUGUAGAAGAGGACGAUGGGAAUUCUUAUGUUACUUAGUUGGUAACAGGGAGGUUCCUUUUGCCCGUAUGCAACGAUGUUUUUUUCGACGCCGAAAUCGAAUUGGCGGAAAGAUUUUUCGGUACGAAGAGACUGGGCGAAAUGUGCGAGAACUUUCGUGCUAGUUCCAGCUGCGAUAUGAGCGAUGAUCACUUCCUUAAGAUUCUUCUUAACAUCCUCGCUCGCAUAACCGGACAAAUUGCUUAAUAUUAAAGGGGCAUUGUUCAUCAAUGUACUGGUAUUCCGUGAUAAUAAACCGUCUACAACAGAGACUAACCCGUUUUUUGGCAUAAAUGAAUGAUAUCCCGUCAUUUCUAACACGUCAUACAGUCUAUCCGAUACUCUGGCCAAAUGGCGAAGCACUUCACUUCUCAAAUUAUUGAGGUAAGCAACUGGAGCGAGAGCAAAUACUGCUUUAAUUUUAUCGUUGUACUCAGGCUUUGUCGACAACAAUACAAAACACAUGGUUGUACCAAGUGAAUGUCCAACAUAAAAUAAUUGUUUUUUUUCUGUAACUUUAAGCACGAAAUCAAUCAUGGCCGGUAGGUCCAUAUAACCCAUUUCAUGCCAACUGAAGUUCCAGAAGUCUUUACUGUCUUUGAUCGGACAAAGCCAUUUAUGUCUUCUGGAAUAUAGAUUGCCCCUUGCGUUGCCUAACCAAACAUCGUAACCAUUUUUAGAAAGGAGAAAGGCUAAACUGUGCGAUGUCCCACUCACAACCCAAUCUCCGGAUGACGACCAAAGACCAUGUUGCAAAAAGACAGGUAUCCUGUUCUCUUCAGCGAUUCCCGUUAAUUUGUCGUAUCCAUUGCUGCCAAGUAUUCUGUGCAAGGUUAAAAUGUACCCAUCCUCAGUUACAACAUUAUGCGUUUCAUAUGGAAAACCUGAAUUUUCCAAUGCUUCCACAGUGUCGAAUGAGGAGAAUUUUCUGGAAGCAAGAUUCUUGAGACCCUGCAAGAAAUAUUUUAUAUUAUAAAUUGCAAACAUGAUUUAUCUUUAUGAAAUCCAUACUAGUCAGUUACGAGCAUAUUUACAUGGCUACACUGGGUAGGUUGCUUUGUUUUGUCUAGUCAGUUAAAAUUUCUGCAGUUUUGUUUUCGAUCAUUGGUGAUGUUAAUUUAUGAUGGUAUUAAUGCCCAUUGUAAGAUUCUUCUUUCGUGUUACUUUUAAAGUUUGUCCUGCCACUGUUUCAGUGUAAAAAUGUCUGAAGAUUUAAAUUUGCCUGCUAGUCUACAAAGAUUGGAGAUUACUCCAGAAAGAUCAGACUGCUCAAAGUUUAAAACCAACAAUCCAUUUUCUGUUCCUCAGAGUGAGAAUCAACCAGAAUGUAUCCUAGAAAGUCUUUCAUUGAAGUCUGUUUGUUUGCAAGGGAACUGUGAUUGUGACAAAAAUGAUAAUAAAGAAGAUCCUAAGGCUUUAAGGGGAAUUAAGAAAUCUCCACUUAGGUUGAAACCGAGAGUAUUACGCCGUCAGAAGCGAAAUGAUAGGAUACUGAGAGCACCGAUGCUGAAGCUGGAUUCUGGUGACCGACUGUCUACUAAUGACAUUUCUGUGACAUCUGAGUCACCAGUAAACAGCAAGGAAGCUGCUGCCUCACCGAGCGACAGCUGCACUAGCCGGCUCCAGGGGUCGUCGAGGGUCCUGCUGAGGGCUCCCGUGCUGAGGGUGACCCCGACUUGCUCCUCACCGCUCCCGCUCACCACCGCCAGGUGGGAGCAGCAAGAUGGUGGGCAACAACCGAGCGGCCAGCAGAGUCGACCGGCUGCCAUGUGUGCUGUCCAAGCCCGCAACCCCUCUCCGGACGACACCAGCAUCGAAGAACUGGCCUCGUACUUCGACCUCUUUGUUCAUAUUCCGAAAAAGAUGUCAGUUAUGGCGGAGAUGAUCUCCAUCAAGCGAAAAGUGAACCUCAAAGCCAUAAAACAUAUAUUAAUAAAAUAGUGCCUCAACCGACAAAUUAUUAUAAGUACUAAUCUCUUCAACUUAAUAUUAUUAUUAUUAGAAACAAAAAUAAAAGAGAAAAAAAUCAGUCAUUAAUAAAAUAUAAAGAAUAUAAUAUACAAUAAGAAUGUGAUUUGAUAUAAUAGAUCAAAAAGGUGGUACGAAAGAAGACUUAAAACAGCUGACAAGUUUAAAGAAUAACACUCAGGAUCCAUGUUAAUAAAGUAAUUAUGAACCGUUGAAAGAACAAUAAAGUGAUUUUUCAAAAAUAAAAUAAACAAAUCGAGGCAAAAUAAAAUCCAAAACAAGUCAAUUCCAUUUUCAUUUUUUAUUUAGUUAAAAUUUGAUAUUAGAUUAUCGUAACAUAAAGGAAUUUCUUUAAAAAAAACAGUUGAAUAAGAUGCAAUUCAAGUUUUGUGAAGAAAUAUUUUGAUAUGACAAUCUAGUAUCAAAUUGUUAAUAAAAAAAUACAUAGAAAAUAGUCUGCUGGUUUUGAAAUUCUUCACCUUCAUUAAUUGCUUAUUUUAAACGUAAAAUAUUAUUAAUUUUUAAUGAAUAACAAUAAUCUGAAAAGCAUUGAUUAACCCAGCAAUAGUCGCGAUACAACUUCAAAAACAAAAAAAAAAGACAUUUUUAAAUCUUUCUUACGAUAUACUGGUCGUGGUUGUUUAAAAUUGCAUAAAUAUUUUUAACUUUUUACUUACUGCUUAUAAAUGUGAUUCACAUAAUUUGAUAUAUGCGACUAAUCUGCUAAUUUUCUAUAUUUAUAACUAUAUAUUAAUAAAAACAUUUCCCACAAAAUAGUAAAUUAUAAUUAUAGUAAAUUAUACAAUAUAUCAAUAUUGUAAGAAGACAUAAUUGAUGAAAUUGACUAUUAUUAGUAUUUUAAAGAAUUGUUAAGUUUUUUCCGUUUGAAAAUGAAAAUUACAAAAGAAGAAAAUUUGAAAGAGGUUUCGGAGUGAAGAAAACACUGAUACUGAAGCAGGCAGAAUUAAAGAAAUAUGCCUUAUUGAAUAAUAAUCUUAAAUUUUGAUAUGAUGCUAUUGGUAAAUAUUACUUCUUUUAUAAUUCGGAACUAAUGUUUUAUAAACCUUUAUAAUAAACAUGAUUGAAGUAUAUUUUAAUACUACGCAUCAGCAACAAAUAAGUAACUUUAAUAUUUAACAAACAAUUAAAUAUCUUUUUUAAAUAUUUAUGUUAUUUUGAUAAUGUCUUUUCCUUCCAGCGUUCUUUGAUGUAUAGUGUAACUAUAAAAAAAAAUGAGAUGUUUAUUACAGAACAAGAUUUAAGCGACCAAAUAUUGCCUAGCUUUAAACAGCGUCUAUAACUGGGUUAAUCUUAAACUAAUCAAGAGGUGAAAAAAUAAAAAAAAAACAAAGUAUAUAGCUAUAUAUACUUGUAAAUUUUUUAAGCUAAUUUUUAUGGUAGAGAACCAUAGGGCUGAUAUAGUAAAACCAGCUUUUUUUUUUUUCAUUGUCAUCAACAAAGUUCAUUUAAUUACAAAUAUUAAAGGUGUGCUUAGACCUUUACAAACUCAUGGACGUUAAACAGCGCAUCUCCGAGUAACUGUAAAGAGACAGUUAAAUAAAUAUUUACAGUAAGGGAUAAGAGAGAAGAAAAUUGAGAUGCUAUUCUGUUUAAAAUUAUUAUACAAUAUGGAUAAGCUGUCAGAUGAUACAUAUGAAAUCCCGUAUGGAAGUUCACCAGCCGCUAAGCACACUCUCUUGAGGCUGAGGGUACAAAGUUCAAGGGCUUAUAGAUCUAUCUCCUAUUGAAGCUACAGCUGCUACAAAUGCUAUGUUCUAUUAUACAGAAUAACUUAUUGGUAUAGUGUUGUACAUAUAUCAAAUAUAUAAUAUAUCUAACAACGUUAUAGCUUGCUUGAGGUUCCCCUCAGGAGGUCUAUAGCAUAGCUAGUUGCUGUAUGAGCAGUUCCCGGAGCUGAAGUAACUCCGUAACCGCCAUGACCGUAAUUAUGAACUACCUGCAAGAAAAAAAAAAUAAGGAAUCAAAAACAAGCAUUAAAAAAAAAAUAAGCAUAGAUUCAUAGAAAAUAAACUUUAUUCUGGGACAAGGUUUAAAGAUUGUGUUGGAAUUUUUAAAUAACAAAAAAAUAUCUGAAUUAAAAAAAGACAGACUACAGAAAUUGGGAAAUUAUAUCCACCUUAAGAAGAUAUAUACUUCCAUAUCUACUUAAACACCUUGGUAGAUUGUUAGGAAAAUUGAUAAGUACAGUCACAGGCGGAUCCACAGGAAGGGGAGGGGCUUUUGGGCUGAAGCCCCCCCAAAAUGGUAAAAUAUCAGCAUGUAAUUAUAUUUAAUAGGAUUUCAAGAAUCAUUUUAACACCAUUUUGUAUAGGUACUUAGUUUCUUUCGAAGUAAUUUUUGUUAUAUUUAAAAACAAAAAAAAAUUUCAGGUUGAAGCCUUCCCAAAAUGAAAUCCUGGAUCUGCUAGUGAGUGCAGUGGCUCACAGUCAAAAUGAUAUGCCUGGAUAUUGAUAGAAAUUAUUGAAUAAAUAAAUAGUUUUAUUUAUAUUAAAUUAAAAACAAUAAUUUAUUGUACUCAAUAAACAUCAUUGCAAAGUAUCAUUUUCUUUUUCUUGUUAUUAUGCUAUGUUUGAUGUUCUUUUCUUGUUAUGUUUAUUGGUGUGUGGAUGUAUAGUGGCUUCUGGUAUAGAAAAUCUUCACUUUAUAGUGAAAAUAUUCACAUUGUAUAGUGAAUAAACAUUAUUACAUAAGACAUUUUGAGAAGAAACUUGAAAGAAAUUGUGCAAAAUUUAGGCUAAAAAAUUUUUUUGUUUCAUUAGCAUAGUGACUCCAAAGUUAUAAAAACACCACCACAGUCACCAGAUCUUAAUUGUGACAGAACACCAAUGGGGAGAAUUAGAGGUAGAAAUUAAAAGACCAAACUUUUAGAAAAGACUUAAAAAAAAUAAUCCCUCCAAGAAUGGAACAGGCUAAGCCCUGAAUCAUCAAAUAAUUGGUCGACUUGACUACAAACAGAAUAAAAGGAGUGGUAGAAAGUCUACUUGUACCUGAACAAGAGGUUUCACACUGAAGAUGCAAGACGCACUUGUCUCUUGAAAACCAGCCGGCUGGAGAUUUCAGAAUGCAGCUUUGUUGUGCUGGUCUUGCAUACUCGCCACUCUCACCCGACUCGCCCAGUUUCAUUUCAGACUUCAAUUAGACAUUGUGUUCCAAGUACGGUUGCAUGAGAUCAAACAACUUGUUAAAAGUCAAAAUCUCCAUUUUGUAAUACGCCUGAAACUUUACUGGGUGGUUCAGUAAUUGCUGAGACACAGUAGCAGGGCUAUUCUUUCAAGCAUUAUCUCAGUAAAGAUGUUGUCAUAAACAAUUCCUUCUUAGUUUUCGUCUUCUGACUGCAAAAGCCAGAAUAAUAAUCUAGUCUAAAGAGUUGAAUGAUUGAUUAUUCAUCUUUCAAACUCAUACACUAAACUAGACAGAGAUAAUGGACAUAAACAGAAGGUGCAAGUGGCAUGUACAACUAUGGUAUGAAAGCCGUUUCAUCAGAAUGCAACACACACUUACAUCCUCCAUCCAGGAUGAAUGCAUCUUCGUUAUGAAAGGCCCCUUAGAUCGUUGAACUUCAAAAUCAAUCUAGCCAUUCCUUCAAAUAAUUGUUACAAACCUUUUAGCCAAUCGAUUAAACACACUUUAUCCAAUUACGGUACCGUGUUUUUAGCUCUCAUUGUUUCAAAACACUGAGGUAAUCUCACCAAAAAAUUUGAGCCAUCCAGCUGUUGGCUUAAAAAAUCAUUACACAGCUUUUACCUUUACCAAACAAACAACCCUUCACUUAAUUCGGCAAAAAGAUUUAUAAUUAGCAAAAAUAUUGAAAUAAUAGUGCAGCCAAUGCAAUGUUAAGGUUACGAUGUUUUUUUCAAAUGUAAAUUAUAUUUGUAUUUAUGUAAAUACAGGGCCUCCAGUAAGGAUUAUAUUUUAGAAUAAUAAUUUAAUCACGCCACAUACACAUCUCUUCUCUCUCCCCCUCCCUUGCUACGACUUUUAUUCUCGCUGCAACACUUUUGGAGACAGGUACUACUUCUUUUAUUUCUUUCUUAUUUCAGCUUUCUCAAUUUCUUCCCUCCUUCCUUCCAUCCCUUUUCUCUGUUUUUAACUCUUUAUUAUAUUAUACAUUGUCUGUACAUCUUGAUAGACUUUACAAUAUCUCAAUUUUCUAUCCAACUACUCCAUUCUCAACGUCUUAAUUUUACUAUUUAUUUUCAUUUCUUAUAUAACUUCAUAUUUCUUUUUUAUGUUUUACAUUUUAUUCUAAGAUUCCCAUUUUAACACUUAUGUCACCCUUUUUGAUUAUGCUUACUUCAUCAUUCCACACUUUGUAACGGUUAUUAUUAUUUAUCUCUUAGUUCUUACUAUUGCCAUUAUUCUAACAAUUUAAUUUUACUUUAUUUUUUUUCUUUAUUUUUUUUACCAUCACUACUUAUGUUUCUCAUACCUUGUUAUCUGGUUAUUUUCUUAGCCCUGAUGAAGGCCUGAACUUCAGGUCGAAAUGUCGGCAUAUGUAAAAAUAAAUAUUAUCAUUUAUUUUUGCCUUCUUUUUUGACUGACCAUCCCAACUAUUCUUCUCUUCAUUAUCCACGACAGUCAACCAUUUACCAAUGAUAAAAAUAAUCAAUAUAUUGUUAAAUUUACUUGUUUUUGUUGUUAAUCAAAACCUCCUGAAAGAUAUAAUAUCAUAACACAUACCUUUAGACCAUUGAUGAUCUCUGGUUCGACUCGAACAAUAGGACGAUAUGGACGCAGGCCAACAGCUUCAGCGAGAACAGGAGCUUUUGCCAGACGUGGUACAAUUCUGGUACACUUAUCCCAGAUGCAAGCAGAGUCGUAUCUGCUAACUGAUGUGUCCCAACUGUUGAAAUUUCUAGUGCCUCCUAGAGUGGCUGCCCAUAUUCCUGGUAUGAUGUAAGUAUCACUGCCACCGUAAUAGAAUUUGUCAAGCCAGGGUGCAUCUACCUAGGAACAAAAUCAUACCGAAAAUUUAUAAAAUAAAGUUAGCAAGAUUAGUGAAGGUGCCAUAUCUUAAGAUAAGUGGAAGGCUGAUAGUAUCACAAAAUCAAUUUUACUAUCUUAUUAAUAUAUUUAUUGUACUCUAAAUGGUAUUGGUUCUUUGCUGUGUACUGUAUUUGUUAUUGUUUUCUUAACUUUUCUUUUUGUGAUUUUUAACUUUUUAAUUUUAAUUACACUUGUAUAUUUAACUGCAAAUAGUUUCUUUAUGGUUUGCGAGCAAUUAUUUCUUCCUCCUGAGGUGAAUACUUCAUUUUUUAAAUAAUCAGGUUGAAUAUGUAACCAGAUUAUGUAUAAAAACUCUGGUGCGGUGGGCGCAUCACACAACUUUCAAUUACCACCUUCUUUUUAUCAGGAAUAAGUAUUUUUAGACAAAGGGUAAGUGAAAGUAAAAAUUACAAAUGCUAUAUUAAUUUAGAAUUCAUUGUGGGUAUUUUUAUUUUUAUAAGUACCCUUAUAUAUACAAAUUUUAAUAUUUAUAUCGCUGUAUUCUAUACAAUUAAAUAUUUAAUAAUACCAUCAAUAGGAUCUAUGAAAACCAAAUAUGUAUAUUUACAUAAUAUUGUUGGAGUCCUUAUUAUAUUAAGCUCAUGUUACAUAUGGAAGUGUGUUCUAAUCUUUAGGGGGAGUGCGGGUGAGCUCGCAUUCCCUUGGUUCCUUAAUUACAAAUAUUCUCCGAUACGAUCUCUUAUUUCUUCUUUAGUUAAUUAUCAAAUUCUUUCAUAUUUUAUAUUUAAAUAUUUUUCAUAUUAUAGAUUAAUGUGAAAUAGUCAAUUGUUUAAAAAAAAAAUAAAUAAAUAAAGGUACUAUAGAGGAAGCUGAUACUGAAAAUUAGCCAUUUAAGCCCUGUCAGAGAACAUCAUUCAGAAUAAAAACUAAAUUUUAUUUAAAACUGCUUUAUUUUACACUGAUAUGAUGAAUUUAAUCAAAAUCGUUAGAGCGGUUUUUGAAAAAAUCGUAAAAAUGUAAUAUAUAAAUGAAUUUAAGUCGAAUGCAGAUAAUAAAAAGGUUAUCCUCAUCGAUUCCAGACGUCUCAUUGGUUCCCUUUCUUACUCUCCUAUACUUUACCUCAAUAACCGCCCCAUCCAUUUCCUUCCGACAAUCAAAAACCUUGGAGUAACAAAACCAGACAUCUCCUUGUAACUUCCUUGUUUUCCACCACUUCGAUUACAGUUGCUUGGUGUAUGGAGGAUUGUCUGCAAGGCUGGAAGCAAGACUGAAGAGACCCAUGAUUUGCUUCAUAACAUUCAUCUUUGUGAUUCCCGGACGUUCUCAUGUUGAAGUGGCUCUAUCCUACUUGCCGAUAACAAUUCCUUCUUGGUUUUAUUUUUUUUUCAAGUCAGAACCAAACAUGCUCCCUACAUCCUAGAACUCCUUACUCUACGUUCCACUAUCUAUUCUCUUAAUACCAGAUCCUAAGCUGUAGAGCUAUGUAUCCUCUCUUAUAAAACGAGUUCCUUCAGCAAAUCAUUCAUCGUUCGCGCUAUCUCCUUUUGGAACUCCUAAGCUUUCACCAUACGUAAAUCCUCAUCCACAAAUUCCUUCAAACAACUUUUACUCCACUACCAAUUUUAUAUUCAAUCUUCUGUAACCAAGUAAGAAUUUUCAAAUUCUUACUACCACUGAUUUUUUUUUUGUACAUUUGCUUUAUUUUUACAUGCCAGACCAAUGAACAUAUUUUUGAACCUUGUCAUUAUUCAUAGGAGCCUAUAGCCCCAGAAUAAAAACAUUUUUCAUUUAAUUUCAUUAAUUUAGGGUGAAAAUGACCCAAGGUCAAAAAGUCUCAAAACAUUAUAUAAAUAAAAUUAAGUCAAAAUAUAUUAUUUGUAUCCCAUGUUAGUAUUUGUUGCUAGUUACAAUUUUAAGUUAUAUAUAAGUGUCGUUUAUUGAGAUCAUAUCAGUAUCUGGACUAGGGCUAGCAUUGAUUACCUCAGAUAACUAACGGUACUCUACAGUAUUUACGAGUUACAAUUAAAAAAAAUUAUUGAACUGUCCAAUGUUAAUUUAUAUUUUUAAAUAGGGAAAUAAAUUACCUUGAAGACUUGACCUCUAAUAGGCAAUAAUUUCUUGUCAUUGCACAGAACCCUGGCACCAAGACCAGUGCAGUUCAUCACAACAUCAAACUUGCCGAAGUUCUCAACUUCUGAAAAACUGUUAAUUUUUCCAGAAACUAUUUCACCCCCAUUCGAACGAAUCCUAAAAAAGGAGAAGUAUAAACUGAAAGAUAUACCAUGAUCUUUUAUUGCAUUU